Molecule: messenger RNA, 1386 nt
Organism: Erigeron canadensis
Lineage: Eukaryota; Viridiplantae; Streptophyta; Magnoliopsida; Asterales; Asteraceae
Product: alpha-galactosidase-like
Exons: 15
Coding region: 34-1278 (414 amino acids)
Biological process (GO): carbohydrate metabolic process
Molecular function (GO): hydrolase activity, hydrolyzing O-glycosyl compounds
Source: RefSeq, a predicted model, not a curated record
AUUUGUUUUCAUUCCUCUGCCUGAAAGAGCAAAAUGCAGAAAAUGCAUCUAAAGGUUGUACUUUGCUUCUCUUUGCUUCUUAGGAUCGGAUUAACCACUAUCCAUGCAACACGUACAAGCUUUACCACGACAAACGACCAGAGGGUCGGCUCAACAUUUCCUAGCAUGUAUAACAGGAGGAGCCUUUUGGAGAAUGGACUCGGACGCACUCCACAGAUGGGGUGGAAUAGUUGGAACCACUUUGCUUGUAAUAUCGAAGAAAAACUAAUCAGGGAAACAGCGGAUGCAAUGGUAUCAACUGGACUUGCAGCUGCAGGCUACAAAUAUGUCAAUCUGGAUGAUUGUUGGGCUGAACUAAACAGAGAUUCAAAUGGAAAUUUCGUUCCAAAAGCAUCUACAUUUCCAUCUGGAAUCAAAGCAUUAGCUGAUUAUGUUCAUACCAAAGGAUUGAAGCUUGGAAUUUACUCUGAUGCUGGAACUCAAACAUGUAGUAAGCAAAUGCCGGGAUCAUUAGGCCACGAAGAACAAGAUGCGAAAACCUUUGCCUCAUGGGGAAUUGAUUACUUAAAAUAUGAUAAUUGCAACAAUCAGGGUAUAAGCCCAAAGGAUAGGUAUCCAAUAAUGACAAAAGCUUUGCAGAACUCAGGAAGGGCUAUUUUUUAUUCUCUAUGUGAAUGGGGCCAAGAUGAUCCUGCUACUUGGGCACAUGCAGUUGGCAAUAGCUGGAGAACGACUGGAGAUAUAUCUGAUAAUUGGGACAGCAUGACUUCACGGGCCGACGAAAAUGAUAAAUGGGCGGCUUAUGCAAGACCUGGAGGGUGGAAUGACCCUGACAUGUUAGAAGUUGGCAAUGGAGGAAUGACAACAGAAGAAUAUCGUUCGCAUUUUAGCAUUUGGGCAUUAGCAAAGGCACCUCUAUUGGUUGGUUGUGAUGUACGAUCAAUGAGCAAUGCAACACUUGCAAUACUUAGCAACAAGGAAGUUAUCGCUGUGAAUCAAGAUAAACUUGGAGUUCAAGGGAAAAAGGUUAAGAAGAAUGGUGACUUAGAGGUUUGGGCUGGUCCUCUUGCACAUGGAAAAGUUGCUGUAAUCCUAUGGAACAGAGGAGGUUCAACAAGUCAAAUAACCGCUUAUUGGUCUGAUAUAGGACUCAAAUCAACGACAGUUGUUAAGGCUCGUGACUUAUGGGCGCAUUCAACUCGCAAAUCAAUCAAGGGGAAAAUCUCUGCAAGUAUAGGAUCUCAUGCAUGUAAAAUGUAUGUUCUUACUCCACAAUAAGGAGUUAAGGAACAUGAUUGAUCAAAUGCAAAUUUUAUUUGAAGGGGUCAUACUGUAAUAACCUGUUAUAGGAAUAAGAUUUGGGAAAGCAAAACCAAUUCAAUUUCA